Messenger RNA from Naegleria gruberi, 735 nucleotides. RefSeq lists its product as uncharacterized. The transcript has a single exon. Lineage: Eukaryota; Heterolobosea; Eutetramitea; Acrasida; Naegleriidae. The record is from RefSeq and is a predicted model, not a curated record. Gene Ontology annotation, molecular function: oxidoreductase activity. The coding region runs from base 1 to 735 and encodes 244 amino acids.
AUGGUUAUUGCAUUAGUCACUGGAGGUACUAAAGGAAUUGGUUUGCAAGUUGCUCUUCAAUUGGGAAAGGAAAAGUUUUACAAUGAGUCAAUUCAUAUUAUUGUAACUGCUAGAUCUCCAAAUGAACAAGCAUUUACACAAUUGAAGGAAGAAGGAAUCUCUUAUGAAUAUUUACCUCUUGAUCUUGCAUCAGAUCAAUCAAUUUUUGAUUUGAAAAAGACAAUUAAGGAAAAAUAUGGAAAGAUUGAUAUUUUGAUUAAUAAUGCUGCUGUUGCUUCAUCACCAAAGAAGGAUCCAUCUCUUAGAGAUUCAUAUCUUGAUAUUUAUUCAGUCAAUGUUGCUGCUGUUGCUAUCAUUAUGGAUGAAUUCAAGGAAUUACUGGAACAAUCCAAACAUCCAAGAAUUGUCAAUGUUUCAUCAACUCUUGGAUCAUUAGCAGUUGCCCAAUUACCAAACUCUCCUCAAAAAUUGUACACUACUUAUACAAUUACCAAAUCUGCUCUCAACAUGUUAACCAUAAUCUACUCUCAAAAAUUUGCAGAAUUUAACAUUAAGGUAAAUGCCACUUGUCCUGGCUAUUGUGCCACUGAAUUAAAUGGUUAUCAGGGAACAAAGACUCCACAAGAAGGUGCUAAAGUUAUUGUCAGGAUGGCACUUAUUAAGGAUGAUGGUGUCACUGGUGGUUUUUUCAAUUUGGAAGGUCAAGCAGAAAAUCCAGAAGUCAUUCAGUGGUAA